Hipposideros armiger (great roundleaf bat) is the source of this 2717-nucleotide messenger RNA. RefSeq names its product transforming growth factor beta induced (gene TGFBI). The transcript is spliced from 17 exons. Gene Ontology annotation, cellular component: extracellular matrix. The record is from RefSeq and is a predicted model, not a curated record. Lineage: Eukaryota; Metazoa; Chordata; Mammalia; Chiroptera; Hipposideridae. Gene Ontology annotation, biological process: extracellular matrix organization; cell adhesion. Gene Ontology annotation, molecular function: cell adhesion molecule binding. The coding region runs from base 105 to 2117 and encodes 670 amino acids.
UGGCCUCCCGCCCCUCGCUGCCGCUUAUUAGCCCGGCCCGCUGAGGAGGCGCUCUCACUGCCCCUGCCUCCCGCCCGCUGUUGCGCAGCGCGUCCUCUCGCUCCAUGGCGUUCCUCGUGCGGCUGCUGCCCCUCGCCCUGGCGCUGGCCCUGGGCCCUGCCGCCACCUUGGCGGGCCCCGCCAAAUCGCCUUACCAGCUGGUGCUGCAGCACAGCCGGCUCCGGGGCCGGCACCACGGCCCCAACGUGUGUGCUGUACAGAAGGUCAUUGGCACCAACAAGAAGUACUUCACCAACUGCAAGCAGUGGUACCAGAGGAAAAUCUGUGGUAAAUCAACAGUCAUCAGCUACGAGUGCUGUCCUGGGUAUGAAAAGGUCCCGGGAGAGAAGGGCUGUCCAGCAGGAGGAUGGAAGCUGGAAACCGAGUUUCCUGUACUGCCCCUUCCUAUUCAAGCAGACCUCCUUGACAAGCUGAGCCUAUGCAUUGAGAACAGCUGUAUUGCCGCCCACGACAAGAGGGGCAGGUAUGGGACCCUGUUCACCAUGGACCGGAUUCUGACCCCUCCAAUGGGGACUGUCAUGGAUGUCCUGAAGGGAGACAAUCGCUUCAGUGAUGAGGAGGUGCUGGACUCUCUGGUGAGCAAUGUCAACAUCGAGCUGCUCAAUGCGCUCCGCUACCACAUGGUGAACAGACGGGUCCUCACAGACGAGCUGAAACACGGCAUGGCCCUCACCUCCAUGUACCAGAACUCGGACAUCCAGAUUCACCACUAUCCCAAUGGGAUCGUGACCGUCAACUGCGCCCGACUGCUCAAAGCUGAUCACCAUGCGACCAACGGUGUGGUACACCUCAUCGACAAGGUCAUCUCCACGACCACCAACAGCAUCCAGCAGAUCAUUGAGAUCGAGGACACCUUCGAGACCCUUCGGGCUGCCGUGGCUGCGUCCGGGCUCAACACCCUGCUUGAAGGCGAUGGCCAGUUCACGCUGCUAGCCCCCACCAAUGAGGCCUUUGAGAAGAUCCCUGCCGAGACCUUGAACCGGAUCCUGGGUGACCCAGAGGCCCUGAGAGACCUGCUGAACAACCACAUCCUGAAGUCGGCCAUGUGUGCAGAAGCCAUCGUCGCAGGGCUGUCUGUGGAGACCCUGCAGGGCACUACGCUGGAGGUGGGCUGCAGCGGGGACAUGCUCACCAUCAAUGGAAAGGCCAUCAUCUCCAAUAAAGACAUCCUGGCCACCAAUGGUGUGAUGCACUUCAUUGAUGAGCUGCUCAUCCCAGACUCAGCCAAGACGCUAUUUGAGUUGGCCGCAGAGUCCGAUGUUUCCACCGCCAUUGACCUUUUCAAACAAGCGGGCCUCAGCACUCAUCUCUCUGGAAACGAGAGGCUAACGCUCCUGGCCCCCCUGAAUUCUGUCUUCAAAGAUGGAACCCCUCACAUUGAUGCCCGGACCAAGAAUUUGCUUAUGAAUCACAUGAUUAAAGACCAGCUGGCCUCCAAGUACCUGUACCACGGACAGACCCUGGACACUCUGGGCGGCAAGAAACUGAGAGUUUUUGUUUAUCGUAAUAGAUGGUGGGACAGAGGGCUGAGCACACAGUGGGUGCUCCGUGAGUGUUUAUCAGCUGGGCAGGGAGGUCUCCCUCUCAGGGAUGACCACUUGCAUCUUCUCCUCGGGGCCUUCCUGGACCAGGCCAGUUACCAGCGUGGGGAUGAACUCUGCUUUCUUUCCCACAAACCCGCAGGCAAUGCCAAGGAGCUUGCCAACCUCCUGAAAUACCACAUUGGCGAUGAGAUCCUGGUGAGCGGAGGCAUCGGGGCCCUCGUGCGGCUGAAGUCUCUCCAGGGCGACAAGCUGGAAGUCAGCUCGAAAAACAACGCAGUCUGUGUCAAUAAGGAGCCUGUCGAUGAAGCUGACAUCAUGGCCACAAAUGGCGUGGUCUAUGCCAUCCCCAGUGUCCUGCAGCCUCCAGCCCACAGACCUCAGGAACGAGGGGAUGAACUUGCAGAUUCUGCACUUGAAAUCUUCAAACAGGCAUCUGCAUUUUCCAGGGCUACACAGACCUCUGUGAAACUAGCCCCUGUCUACCAGCGGUUAUUAGAGAGGAUGAAGCAUUAGUGCGAAGAACCGUAGGAGAGAUGCACUUCUGCAGCUCCUCGCCAGUUUCUCUCCGUUUGCCAAAGAGACUGAAUGUUUUUGAAACCAAAUAUAACGCUUCACCAUACAUGGGCUGCACCACAAUGAGAUCUGAGCCUUGGGCAGGUUGGGGGAGGAGGGAGAGAGAUGUGCUUUGAAUUUUGGGUCCCCCUAAACGUGGCUGUAAACCCACUACAUGCAGAGACCUGGAUGUCACUGCCCGACAUUCACUUCCAGAAAGGACCUCUCCCAAACACGGAAUUUCCUGCCUGUGCCAAGAGCUCCGGGAAAGGGAGCCGAAGUUGGUGGAGCUCCCAAAACAUGAAUCAAGCAGUCCGGCAUCAUGGGGCGUCCUGGCACGGUUUUCGUAAAGCUCUUUCACAGCUGGAGAAAUGGUGUCAUUAUAAGCUAUGAGUGGAACUGCUCUGUCAAAGGUGUCUUAAGCCUCCAUAAGGCUUGGACACUUCUGUGUGGCCCUGUCCAGGUAGAUGAGAGAGGGUAAGUAGAGCGUGCAGAGCCCAGGAUGGCCCGGGUGCAGCAGAGCCAUGGUGUGUUUGUAAUAAUAAAACCAAAGAAACAUAA